Molecule: messenger RNA, 582 nt
Organism: Gongylonema pulchrum
Lineage: Eukaryota; Metazoa; Nematoda; Chromadorea; Rhabditida; Gongylonematidae
Source: the annotation of a GenBank genome assembly
AUGAGGACGAGGAGGCAGCAUAAGCGACCAGUGAGCACUGGACCAGAUCUUUUCGAUCAGUACAAUGGUUUCACUGUUAACACUUUGUGUUUCGACGCAGUGUUGCCGAAAUACAAGGAAGUAAUUCUUUUGGUUUCUUCUUCUGCUUUUCCUUGUAUUCGUCUCCUCGCACUCUUCAUUUUCGUUAAUUUCAGAAAAGAAUUGGAAAAUCCAUACGGUGAGAUUGGCGCAACGGCUGCUGAUGGGUUUGCUGGGCCCGUAGUUGUGUCCAGAAACAAGGCGGGCAGCUCACGAGAUCAUUGCGGCAGUCGUCUUUCACAUCCUAAUAUGGGUGAUAGCAAUGCAACAGCGCAUCACUUUCCAGUGUCUCUUGCACGGUCCUCUGCUACGAAUCGAGCACUGCCGAACUUAGUCCGUAGCUGUAUCAUUCUCUUAUUUUUCAUUGAUUCAGUGGAUGUCCGCAAAUUUCAUUCUGUGGUUAGGGAGCGAGAGAAUUAUUUGGACUUGGAAAAAAAUUUUAAGGAAAUCUUUGGCCAGAGUCGCCUGCAGCUGGAGAUUGCAAAUCGAAAGGCUGCUGACUAG